This is a messenger RNA of Cladocopium goreaui, 1790 nucleotides long. The record is from the annotation of a GenBank genome assembly. NCBI's taxonomy places the organism in Eukaryota, Dinophyceae, Suessiales, Symbiodiniaceae.
GUUGUGUCUCUUCUUGUGUCUCUUCUCAUGGAUGUUUUCAGCAAUGGCUCGAUGGCCUUCUGAAAUCUCACAGAUUUCACAACCUUCAAGCGCUGAGUCAUGGAGUCAUCAGAGUGGCCUGUGGUCAGUAUGGACUUUGGGCGGCCCGAGGUGAUGAUCGUGCCCAUUCUUGCCUUCUUCUCCUCUUUGGUGAAAGGUCUCAGUGGUAUGGGGGAGGCCCUCGUCUAUGGCGCGGGAUGGCAGCUCUUUUACCUCGCUGGCUUUGAGGAGAUGAACAACCUCGGGCUCCUAGCUGGACUUAUUUGCGUGUUGCAAUGCACCUCUACUGCAUUGCUGGCAUUUGGAAACUGGCAGCAAUGGUUGUUCUACAUCAAGCCUGGUCUGAUAUUUAGCUUUGCAAUGUUGGUGCCCUCCCCUGUUGGCAACCACAUACGGGAGGUAGCACCUACUGAGUCUGUGCAGCUGGUUCUUUCAGUGACAUUUCUGAGCUUUGCCCUGCUGAAACCCAUCGUUGAUGCGAUCUCGGCAUUCAAGACGAAGGAGGUCAGUCGACCCCCAGAAGGAGAUGCUGAUGCUUCAGAGGCGACCGAGCCCGAACCUUCAGAAGCAGAGGCAAAUUUGAAGCGGCAGUCUAGUCAGCUUCCUGAAGCUCCGAGCUGGCUGUGGGCAGUGCUGCCGCCGGUAGGAAUGGUGGGUGGCUUCCUUGGGGGUUUGUGUGGUAUUAAUGGGCCACCUUUCAUUCUUCUGACCGCCAUCACAGGACUUGACAAGGUAGUGGCGCGGAAUUUAUUCCCGAUGGGACAAGCAAUGGAGGCUUGGACCUUCCGCUUGCCAAUGCUACUGUAUUUGCAGCGCAUUCGACUUGAAGAUGCUCACCUUUAUUGCAUUGGACUUUUUGCAGGUGCAUUGGGUCUCCAGCUGGGCAACUGUUUGGCUCCCAAAGUUUCGCAAAAGGUCUUCGAGUGGAGCAUGCUGCUUUUCUUGGUGGUUUCUUCACUCUUAGUGCUUGGCCUGCUGGAAGGGAAACCUGGUGCCUUCAUUGCACUGGGUGCAUCGAUCCUGGUUCUACUCCUGCGAUGGCUCGCUUCGAGGCACCUCCUCGUGUCAAGACGCUUAGCAGCUGAGCAAAGUGGGAGUGGUGACCGUGAGACCAAUUCUUCACCGAACUUGUUUUCAGGCAACCUGAAGAGCGGACCUGUUGCUGAGGGCCCAGAGGGACCAGUGCAGGUUUAUGGUGCAGCCGAGUGGUCGGUGCCUGACGCCGAUUUCACACCUUGCUGUGCUGGGAAGCCCUGGAAGCCGGCAGGACUAUGUUUGUGUCAAUAAAAGACACGCUUCAUCACGCUUCCUGGAUUCCUUCCGCCUGGUCGGGUGCUGGGCAACCUCCCCCUGGACCUGUUCGCAGCGAUUUUAUUUCUGAGCAUCUUGAUACCUCUACGCAAGGCAAAGGAGCUCUUCUCAACUGGUCAUCUCUACGCAUUGCGAACAUCUUUGCAGAGGAUAUACCCGACAGCUUCUCCAUCAACUGCUACACGGUUGCUCUUGCUGGUACCUAAAGCCAAAGUCAACGAGAGGAGCGGCUCCAAGAAACACUGCUGAAGUUGGAUGUGGCAGCAAGCCAAAAAGAAAUCAUGCCAAUUGGCCAAAACGUGUAAAUCAAGCUUUCAGUUGGACUGAAGCGAGAAUGAACUACUGAACUUUGACAGCCCGAAAGGAUGUAGCGGGUAUGCUUGGCCGGAAAAAUUGGUGAUUCGACCAGAGUCAGACAUGCCAGAUGCUGGAUGGAAAAA